This is a messenger RNA of Folsomia candida, 858 nucleotides long. Its product is annotated as zinc finger protein 341-like. The record is from RefSeq and is a predicted model, not a curated record. The coding region runs from base 252 to 671 and encodes 139 amino acids. The transcript has 3 exons. Lineage: Eukaryota; Metazoa; Arthropoda; Collembola; Entomobryomorpha; Isotomidae.
ACUGUCAUACCUUCCAACCAAAAUCGCAAUGUCGAACUCUUUCAUUCCUUACGACGAGUGUCUUUACAUUUGCUGGCAUCUGCCUGGUUGUAGUAUGCUGCUCAACGCUGGGGGGCAAGGACGACCCUCCAAAAUGGAAUUUGGCCAAACUGGAAGACAGCGACGAAGAGGGUCAAGUCGAACGUGAUAACGUGACUCUUUUAUUGACAGUGACCGUGUUAUCGAUUCUUGCAUCAAUCGUAUCCAUUCUUAUGCUAGUAGCAACAUUUAAUACCAAUAUGUGGCUGACAAUUCCCUACUGGCUCAUGAUUUUGGCCCUUUGUGGUGAAUAUCUCUACCAAUUGCUGUACUUUGGAUUUUGUUUAGGAAAAUGUCGUGUCGAUCCUGAAGAUUUGACGAAUACUAAGCGCCCCACACCUUUCGCCAAAAAUGUUAUACAUGGUGGAGGGGGCAACUACAUCGUAUCGUCUUUAUUAAUGCUGGCUUUACUUGUUUUCGCAUUCAUGCCGUCAUUUGGAUUUUUCCUCGAAUGCAAGGCCAAAAGGGAUGAAAAAUUGAAAAAGAAACCACCACCACCUCCGCCGCCGCCGCCUCCUCCUCCCCCUGCAGCUGCGCCAGUUCCAGUUCCUCCGGCCCCAGCUGGACCCCCAGCGGCAUCUCCGCCAGCAUGAUCACACUCGAAAGCAAUGACUACAAUAACAAUAGAUUUGACUAGAAAACUUUCUACGUAAGAACAGAACAUUGCUGAUACAUAAUUAGAACUCGUUACGAAAUCUUGAAAAUGAGACAAAAUUUGUUACGUAAUGCUUCAACUUUCACUUCAUUAUUGUAUCAAACUUGGUAAUAUGCACAAAUAAA